Molecule: messenger RNA, 778 nt
Organism: Aspergillus steynii IBT 23096
Lineage: Eukaryota; Fungi; Ascomycota; Eurotiomycetes; Eurotiales; Aspergillaceae
Product: ankyrin repeat domain-containing protein
Exons: 1
Molecular function (GO): protein binding
Source: RefSeq, a predicted model, not a curated record
GAGACAGCACUUCACUUGGCGGCGAGGACUGGCCAUUAUAACAUUGCGGAAUUGCUGGUAAAAGAAGGGGCCAACCUUGAGGCCAGAGAUAAUGAUGGGUGGGUCCCGUUAUAUGGCGCUGCCAUUGAAGGACACACCCAUAUUGUGGAGCUUCUACUUGCCCAUGGUGCCGACCCCAAUGCGCAGACAUCAAAUCAACGGACGCCGCUUCUUGGAGCUUUAAAGUAUAACAAUGAGGAAAUUAUCACUACUUUGCUUGCUCAGAAUCCAAACGUUCAAACCCAGGAUGACGAUGGGUACACUCCAUUACUGAUGGCCUGCCAAUACUCGACUGCAGAUAUUGUCCAAAGGCUUCUCAACCGAAAUGGGGAUGUCAAAAAUAUCAACAGCGCAAAAGAGUCAGCGUUGCAUUUAGCCGCUCGGAAUGAUAACAAAGAGGAGGUGGGACAAAUCGCAAAGAUGCUUCUGAACCAUAGUGCAGAUAUCUGGGCAAAGGCAACACUUGACCACACGCCUCUUCAUUAUGCAGCGAGCUGGGGAUGUAAGGAAAUGGUCGAUCUAUUGCUUGAGAAGGAUCCGUCGACAUAUAUACCAGACUGUGAUAAUUGGACUCCACUCCAUCAAGCAUGUUACAAGGGCUUUGGCGAUGUGGUACAAUUGCUAUUGGAUAAGGGUGCAGAUCAUACUUUGAAGACGAGCGAUACUGGCCAAGACGCAUUGACGAUGGCAGUUCAGUUCUAUGCGAAUUUCUACACUUACCGAUAUUCGGAAACAGCAG